AUGGACUUCCGCUCUUCGACGGACCCGACCCCACCUCCCGACCUGUCGACCUUCUCCCUCGGCCCUUCUCCCGCCUUGCAGCCAACUCUGUUUCCGUCGACCUCAUCUACGUCACAUCUCAGCUCUCAUGACGCGCGACCCGAUCCAUCUCGCCUCUCCUCCACGAACACACCCUCGACACCGAAAGGUCGAACGAGGCGACUCUCGUCAAUAGCGACGGUACAGGGCACGCCUGUCAUUCCUAUCGAGCGAGACUUUGGAUGGGACACGCCGGCGAUCGGUACGGGGGCCGGAGGACGCGGAUCGGACGGGAGAAGGAGACUUGGCGGCGAGCGUGUGCGGAAAGCGGUUGGCGAGGAGUCGAGGCGAUACGAGGACUUUACGACGAUUGACUGGGUCGCCGACACUCUCCUCGAACGCUCAAGACGAAGAUACGAAGCGGCUACGGCGACACGAACACUAGGGCACAGUUUGAAAGCUGGGUUCUGGCGGGUUGUCGAAGCGGGACAGAGUUGGGGUGUUGUCAGUCUUGUCGGCGCUAUCAUCGGUCUCAACGCCGCGCUCAUGUCUAUCAUGACCGCCUGGUUGUCCGACCUCAAGCUCGGGUACUGCACGCAGGGAUGGUGGCUGAACCGCAAAUUCUGCUGCUGGGAGAUCGAGGAGGGGUUCUGCGAGGACUGGGUUACCUGGACGGGCUGGAGCGGUGUGCAGUGGAUCGUCUAUGUGCUUUUCGCGGGCCUCUUCGCCUUCUCCUGCGCCUUCCUCGUCCGGUCAUUCGCACCUUACGCCGCCGGCUCCGGCAUUUCCGAGAUCAAGUGCAUCCUCGCCGGCUUCAUCAUCAACGGCUACCUCUCGUUCGCGACGCUCAGCAUCAAGUCGCUCACCCUGCCUAUCGCCAUCGCCUCCGGUCUCUCUGUCGGCAAGGAAGGUCCUUCCGUCCAUGUCGCGAGCGCGAUUGGCCAUGUUGUAGCGAGCCGCUUUAGCCGGUUCAAGCGAAGUCAAGCCAAGAUGCGCGAGAUUGUCACCGCCGCGUCAGCGACAGGCGUUGCAGUAGCUUUCGGCAGCCCUAUCGGCGGCGUGCUCUUCUCGCUCGAGGAGAUGACGAUCAACUGGCCGAUCAAGACGAUGUGGCGCAGCUUCUUCUGCGCACUCGUCGCGAACGUCGUGCUGUCGGCUAUGAACCCGUUCCGGACGGGCAAGAUUGUGCUUUUUCAGGUCCGAUUCGACCGCGACUGGCACUUCUUCGAGCUCGGCUUCUUCAUCCUGAUUGGCGUCUUCGGCGGUCUCUACGGCGCUUUCGUCAUUAAGUACAACCUCCAAGUCGCCGCCUUCCGCCGCAAGCACCUCGCCAACAACGCCAUCUCGGAGGCCGUCACGCUCGCCAUCCUCACCGCCGCUGUCGGCUUCACGAAUCGCUUCCUCCGCAUUGACAUGAACGAGAUGCUCGAUGUGCUGUUCAGGGAGUGCGAGAAUGGAGGCGACUACGAGAACCUCUGCCAGACUUGGGCGCAAUGGCGGAUGGUCAAUUCGCUACUCCUCGCGACUGUCAUCCGGACUUGCCUCGUCAUCGUCUCGUACGGCUGCAAGGUCCCGGCAGGUAUCUUCGUUCCUUCGAUGGCGGUCGGCGCAACGUUCGGACGGAUGGUUGGCAUCCUCGUCAAGGCGAUGUACCGUGCACACCCGACAUGGAGCAUGUUCGCAGCUUGCGAUCCGGAGAAGCCCUGUAUCACGCCAGGGACUUACGCUUUCCUCGGAGCGGCGGCAGGUCUUGCAGGCAUUACGCGCAUCACCGUCACGGUCGUCGUCAUCAUGUUCGAGCUCACGGGCGCUUUGACCUACAUCUUGCCGACUAUGAUCGUCGUCAUGGUGACGAAAGCCGUCAGCGACCAGUUCGGCGGCGGAGGAAUCGCCGACCAAAUGAUCCGCUUCAACGGCUACCCACUCCUCGAGAACCACGACCAUGCUUUCGGCGUUCCAGUCGCAACCGUCAUGCGGAAGGAGCUGGUCUGCCUUCCAUCACGGGGCAUGAAGCUUGACGAGCUUCAGCGCCUGCUUGACAAGACAAAGUACCAAGGUUUCCCCGUCGUGAACAGCCGAAAGGACAAGACGCUCCUGGGCGACAUCUCGCGACGAGAUCUCGAGAUCGCCAUCGAGAAAGCCCAGCUCUCGCACAUUGUCGCGCCCGACGCACCCUGCCUCUUCUGCCCGCAAGACGACACCGUCUCGCAAGUCGGUUCGCCCUCGCUAGCCAACGAUGACGGAUGGGGUACUCCGCCAGACGAAUGGGACGGAGGAGAAGAAGGCGUUGUCGACUUUACUUCGUUCGUCAAUCAGACGCCGCUGACGGUCUCGCCGAAGCAACCACUCGAGUUCGUCAUGCAGCUAUUCCGCAGGAUGGGACCUCGCGUCAUCCUCGUCGAGCGGUUCGGCGAGCUCAUUGGUCUCGUAUCGGUCAAGGACUGCUUGCGGUACACGAUCGCUCACGAGGCAGGGCACGACCACGACACCGCGCACUCGUCGAACGCCGACGAGCUCGAGGCGACGCUCGAGGAGCUCCGGUUGUGGUGGCGGGAUGUGAGACGGUGGAUUGCGGAGAAGGUGACGGGGCGAACGAUCCCACCCAGUCCGGAGAUUCAGCUAGACGGUGCGGCGGUCUUUGCGAGUAGCAGCGAAGAUGCUGGCUUGAGCGACAUAGACGCGAGACGGGCUCGCGAUAGACGCUGA
Molecule: messenger RNA, 2724 nt
Organism: Rhodotorula toruloides NP11
Lineage: Eukaryota; Fungi; Basidiomycota; Microbotryomycetes; Sporidiobolales; Sporidiobolaceae
Product: voltage-gated chloride channel
Exons: 18
Coding region: 1-2724 (907 amino acids)
Biological process (GO): transmembrane transport; intracellular copper ion homeostasis; intracellular iron ion homeostasis
Cellular component (GO): membrane; fungal-type vacuole; early endosome
Molecular function (GO): voltage-gated chloride channel activity
Source: RefSeq, a predicted model, not a curated record